Arabidopsis arenosa is the source of this 2212-nucleotide messenger RNA. NCBI's taxonomy places the organism in Eukaryota, Viridiplantae, Streptophyta, Magnoliopsida, Brassicales, Brassicaceae. The record is from the annotation of a GenBank genome assembly.
CUCUCUCUUCGAAAUAUUCGAAGCAGAGACAACCAAUGGAGACGCAAAGGAGAAUAAUCACAAGCUGUUCUUCCAUGGCGGCUCUUUUCUUGUUCAUGACGGCUCUAAUGGCGUCUUGUUCCUCUAUCGCAGCAUCACCGACACAAUCGUUUGAAGAUAAUUUCAACAUUAUGUGGUCUGAAAAUCACUUCACGACUUCCGAGGAUGGAGAGAUCUGGAAUCUUUCUUUAGACAACGAUACCGGAUGUGGAUUUCAGACAAAGCACAUGUAUAGAUUCGGAUGGUUCAGUAUGAAGCUAAAGCUCGUAGGUGGCGACUCCGCCGGCGUUGUCACCGCUUACUACAUGUGUUCGGAGAAUGGGGCAGGACCGGAGAGAGACGAGAUAGAUUUUGAAUUUCUAGGGAACCGAACCGGACAGCCUUACAUUAUUCAGACCAAUGUGUAUAAGAACGGAACCGGGAAUCGGGAGAUGCGACAUUCCCUCUGGUUCGAUCCGACCAAGGAUUAUCACACCUACUCACUUCUUUGGAAUAACCACCAGCUCGUGUUCUUCGUGGAUAGAGUACCGAUUCGAGUGUACAAAAACAGUGAUAAGGUACCAAACAACGACUUCUUCCCAAACCAGAAGCCGAUGUACUUGUUCUCUAGCAUUUGGAACGCUGACGACUGGGCAACACGUGGCGGUCUCGAGAAGACCGACUGGAAAAAAGCUCCGUUCGUCUCUUCUUACAAGGACUUCGCCGUCGAAGGCUGCCGUUGGAAGGAUCCAUUCCCUGCAUGCGUCUCCACCACAACAGAGAAUUGGUGGGAUCAGUACGACGCGUGGCAUUUGUCCAAGACACAGAAGAUGGAUUAUGCGUGGGUGCAGCGUAAUCUCGUCGUAUACGAUUAUUGCAAAGAUAACGAAAAUCAAAUCCUCAAUACAACAAGCCAAUGGCUCCAUUUCCCUCCGAAUCUGAACAAGUCAACUAUCGAAUUCUCCAUUCCAACGAUAAUCGCCGCCGUUCUCUCCUUCUUCGCCGCCUCAAUCUCCAGCGCCGGAGGAAUCGGCGGAGGUGGAAUCUUCCUCUCAAUAAUGACAAUAAUCGCCGGUCUCGAAAUGAAAACGGCGUCAAGCUUCUCAGCGUUCAUGGUAACCGGCGUCUCCAUCGCUAACGUGGGAUGCAAUCUUUUCGUGAGAAACCCUAAAUCAAGAGACAAAACCCUAAUCGACUUCGAUUUAGCUCUUACUCUUCAGCCAUGUCUGCUUCUUGGAGUUAGUAUUGGUGUGAUAUGUAACCGUAUGUUCCCAAAUUGGCUUGUGUUGUUUCUCUUUGCUGUGUUCCUCGCCUGGUCAACGAUGAAGACAUGUAAAAAGGGAGUUUCUUAUUGGAAUUUGGAGUCGGAAAGAGCAAAGAUUAGAAGUCGAAGAGACGAUGAUGGGAUCGAGGGAGCGAGAUCGCCGCUUCUGAGUGACGAAAGAGAAGAUGUGGGACAGGGAGGGAUGAUUAGGUUUCCAUGGAUGAAGCUUGGAGUUUUAGUGAUCAUUUGGUUAUUGUUCUUCGCCAUUAAUCUUUUUCGUGGAAACAAAUACGGGCAGGGAAUCAUAUCGAUCAAGCCAUGUGGAGGUCUCUACUGGUUCCUCUCGACGCUUCAAGUACCUCUCACAAUCUUCUUUACUCUCUGGAUUUACUUCAGUGACAAUGUUCAAAGCAACCACACAUCACAUAGUAACCAAGACUCUGAAAAGGAGAUUGGAGUUGGAGGAAGACAAAACAAGUUGAUGCUCCCUGUAAUGGCUCUGUUGGCUGGAGUUUUGGGUGGCCUCUUCGGUAUUGGCGGUGGAAUGCUCAUUAGUCCUCUUCUUCUCCAAAUCGGUAUUGCUCCCGAGGUAACUGCAGCUACAUGUUCUUUCAUGGUUUUGUUUUCUUCAUCAAUGUCUGCAAUCCAGUACCUAUUACUAGGCAUGGAACAUGCUGGAACCGCUGCUAUAUUUGCUCUGGUCUGCUUCGUGGCAUCCCUGGUCGGACUAAUGGUGGUUAAGAAGGUUAUAGCCAAGUAUGGGAGGGCUUCGAUCAUUGUGUUUGCAGUUGGUAUCGUCAUGGCACUUAGCACUAUACUGAUGACGACCCAUGGAGCUCUUAAUGUUUGGAAAGAUUUUGUCUCUGGUGGCUACAUGGGUUUCAAAUUUCCCUGUUAAGAACCAACAUUAAAUAAAACCAGUUCUCUACA